GCACAAAUUGUUUUCUGUUUGGCUUUAAAAGUCCUGGUUUGGUUGGAAUUAUAUGUAUAGUUAGUUUGGCUGCCAGGAGGUUAAGUGAGUGGUGAAGAAUGGACGUGAUUAAAUUAACUUUUUUGGUGUUUCUUUAUCAGCAGUUGCUAUGGCAAGGAAACGUCUGGAGUCAGGCUGCUAACGCCACCGUCAGCACGAUGCCGCCUCAGGACGACUCUGGGGAUAACGCCACCGUCAGCACGACGCCGCCUCCUCAGGACGACUCUGGGGAUAACGCCACCGUCAGCACGACGCCGCCUCCUCAGGACGACUCUGGGGAUAACGCCACCGUCAGCACGACGCCGCCGCCUCAGGACGACUCUGGGGAUAACGCCACCGUCAGCACGGCGCCGCCGCCUCAGGACAACUCUGGGGAUAACGCCACCAUCAGCACGACGCCGCCGCCUCAGGAUGACUCUGGGGAUAACGCCACCGUCAGCACGACGCCGCCUCCUCAGGACGACUCUGGGGAUAACGCCACCGUCAGCACGACGACGCCGCCGCCUCAGGACGACUCUGGGGAUAACGCCACCGUCAGCACGACGCCGCCGCCUCAGGACGACUCUGGGGAUAACGCCACCGUCAGCACGACGCCGCCGCCUCAGGACGACUCUGGGGAUAACGCCACCGUCAGCACGACGCCGCCGCCUCAGGACGACUCUGGGGAUAACGCCACCGUCAGCACGACGCCGCCGCCUCAGGACGACUCUGGGGAUAACGCCACCGUCAGCACGACGCCGCCGCCUCAGGACGACUCUGGGGAUAACGCCACCGUCAGCAAGACGCCGCCUCCUCAGGACGACUCUGGGGAUAACGCCACUGUCAGCAAGACGCCGCCGCCUCAGGACGACUCUGGGGAUAACGCCACCGUCAGCACGACGCCGCCGCCUCAGGACGACUCUGGGGAUAACGCCACUGUCAGCAAGACGCCGCCUCCUCAGGACGACUCUGGGGAUAACGCCACUGUCAGCAAGACGCCGCCGCCUCAGGACGACUCUGGGGAUAACGCCACUGUCAGCAAGACGCCGCCUCCUCAGGACGACUCUGGGAUAACGCCACUGUCAGCAAGACGCCGCCGCCUCAGGACGACUCUGGGGAUAACGCCACUGUCAGCAAGACGCCGCCUCCUCAGGACGACUCUGGGGAUAACGCCACUGUCAGCAAGACGCCGCCGCCUCAGGACGACUCUGGGGAUAACGCCACUGUCAGCACGACGCCGCCUCCUGAGGACGACUCUGGGGAUAACGCCACUGUCAGCAAGACGCCGCCGCCUCAGGACGACUCUGGGGAUAACGCCACUGUCAGCACGACGCCGCCUCCUCAGGACGACUCUGGGGAUAACGCCACUGUCAGCAAGACGCCGCCGCCUCAGGACGACUCUGGGGAUAACGCCACUGUCAGCAAGACGCCGCCUCCUCAGGACGACUCUGGGGAUAACGCCACUGUCAGCACGACGCCGCCGCCUCAGGACGACCCCGACUCUGGGGAUGACGCCACCGUCAGCACGACGCCGCCGCCUCAGGACGACGCCGCCUCUGGGGAUAACGACGCCGUCAGCACGACGCCGCCUCAGGACGACGCCGCCUCUGGGGAUAACGACGCCCUCAGCACGACGCCGCCUCAGGACGACGCCGCCUCUGGGGAUAACGACGCCCUCAGCACGACGCCGCCUCAGGGGAUAACGACGCCGUCAGCACGACGCCGCCUCAGCACGACGCCGCCUCUGUGGAUAACGACGCCGUCAGCACGACGCCGCCUCAGCACGACGCCGCCUCUGUGGAUAACGACGCCGUCAGCACGACGCCGCCUCAGCACGACGCCGCCUCUGUGGAUAACGACGCCGUCAGCACGACGCCGCCUCUGGGGAUAACUACGCCGUCAGCACGACGCCGCCUCAGGACGACUACUCUGGGGGUAACAGGACCACGAGCUGGCUUCAAAUGUUGCCUUGAAUUUCUGAUAAAGCAUGUUUUAACUUUACUUGAUAACAUAAUUUACUAACUGUACAAUUAAACAAUCUAAUUGUGGUAGGUUUGCGUUAAAUUAAAAGAUCGCUCUUUGCAUUCAUGUGUUCUUAUCUGUUUAUCUUUUUUGUGAAAGAUCUGCAGCAUAAAUCAUUGUCUAUGAGCAGCUAUGUAUUUUUUUAUUUUAUUUUGCAUUAUCAGAUUAAACGGAUAUUAGG
Carassius auratus (goldfish) is the source of this 2221-nucleotide messenger RNA. RefSeq names its product mucin-2-like. Lineage: Eukaryota; Metazoa; Chordata; Actinopteri; Cypriniformes; Cyprinidae. The transcript is spliced from 4 exons. Bases 99 to 1721 code for a protein of 540 amino acids. The record is from RefSeq and is a predicted model, not a curated record.